Molecule: messenger RNA, 1806 nt
Organism: Tripterygium wilfordii
Lineage: Eukaryota; Viridiplantae; Streptophyta; Magnoliopsida; Celastrales; Celastraceae
Product: ADP,ATP carrier protein 1, mitochondrial-like
Exons: 4
Coding region: 270-1442 (390 amino acids)
Biological process (GO): mitochondrial ADP transmembrane transport; mitochondrial ATP transmembrane transport
Cellular component (GO): mitochondrial inner membrane
Molecular function (GO): ATP:ADP antiporter activity
Source: RefSeq, a predicted model, not a curated record
GUACCUCAUCCCACCAUCGGAAUUGGGCAGCCGUCCCCCGCUUAAACGGAAAGCCAAAUCAAAGCGGCAAUUCGCGAACUUUCCACGUGACAUCCUUCCUUCCAAUAAAACGCAAAGGGUUCGCACGUUUCAACGUCUCGCAGCCUACUCCACAAAUCUCUCUCUCGCUCCUCCUUUCGCUGCUUAUCUUACAACGCAAAGCGGGAGGCGGGGAGACGCUCAUAAGCCAUCCAAUCGCAGUCACAACAGCAAUUCAAGGGAAAGUCAAGAUGAUUGAUCAAGUUCAACACCCUACUGUUAUGCAGAAGGCAGCUGGCUCACUAUUCCGUUCUAGCAUUGCCCAAGACCAUCAAGGUUUUGAUGGGGCAUAUUCAAGGCCUGCUGCUUUGUAUCAUCGCCGCACAUAUGACAAUUAUUCCAAUGCUGCGUUGCAAUACCCCAUGGUGCGCGCCUGUGGGGCUACCAGCGAUUUAUCCUUGGUUCAAUCAACCACUUCAGUUUUUGUCCAAGCUCCGAAGGAGAAAGGAUUUGCUGGAUUUGCUAUUGACUUUCUUAUGGGAGGAGUAUCUGCUGCAGUAUCCAAGACAGCAGCUGCACCCAUUGAGCGUGUCAAGCUUUUGAUUCAGAACCAGGAUGAGAUGAUUAAAACUGGAAGACUCUCUGAGCCUUACAAGGGCAUUGGUGAAUGUUUUAAGCGAACAAUUCAGGAUGAAGGUUUCAUGUCAUUGUGGAGGGGGAAUACUGCUAAUGUCAUCCGUUAUUUCCCCACACAGGCCUUGAAUUUUGCAUUCAAGGAUUACUUUAAGAGCCUCUUCAACUUCAAGAAAGACAGGGACGGUUACUGGAAAUGGUUUGCUGGAAAUUUGGGAUCAGGAGGGGCUGCUGGUGCUUCUUCCCUUCUCUUUGUCUAUUCCCUUGACUAUGCCCGUACUCGUUUGGCCAAUGAUGCUAAGGCUGCAAAGAAAGGAGGAGAGAGGCAAUUUAAUGGGCUGGUUGAUGUCUACAGGAAGACAUUGAAAUCUGAUGGUCUUGCUGGUCUUUACCGUGGUUUUAACAUUUCAUGUGUUGGAAUUAUCGUAUACCGAGGACUCUACUUUGGAAUGUAUGAUUCUCUGAAGCCAGUGGUCUUGACUGGAAAGUUGCAGGAUAGUUUCUUUGCUAGUUUUGCUCUUGGUUGGAUUAUCACCAAUGGUGCUGGUCUUGCAUCCUACCCAAUCGACACUGUUCGUAGAAGAAUGAUGAUGACAUCUGGUGAAGCUGUCAAGUACAAGAGCUCGUUUGAUGCUUUCUCCCAAAUCUUGAAGAAUGAGGGUGCCAAGUCUCUCUUCAAGGGUGCUGGAGCAAACAUCCUUCGUGCUGUUGCUGGUGCUGGUGUGCUUGCUGGUUACGACAAGCUUCAGCUGAUAGUCUUUGGAAAGAAGUACGGAUCUGGUGGUGCUUAAUUCUGGGUUCCAUCAACAUUUUCUUAUUUAGAAUUUAGAUCGUGAUGGUGAUGAUAAUCUCGAUUUUCUUGAGGAUUUGUAAUGGCGGGAAUUUUCUCGAAAUAAUUUUUGCAGGGGGUUUCUCUCCCUGAACCCAUUUUAAAUUUUGGAUGGGAUAGAUUUUUUUGGUUUCACAACCUGAUUUACAAGAAUUGAAUCCAAGGCUACUGCUGCCUGGAUGAGCUUUUAGUUAAAAACCGGAAGAAAUGACAUUCUUGGGUAGUUUGCUUUAUUUUUAUGGAUUUUACAAUCAUCCUUGGUAGGUGGUAUCCAAGGGAUAAAUGCUGAAUUGAUUCAAGUACUUUUUGAGAAUAACUUUUGCUGA